Molecule: messenger RNA, 1057 nt
Organism: Ochlerotatus camptorhynchus
Lineage: Eukaryota; Metazoa; Arthropoda; Insecta; Diptera; Culicidae
Product: large ribosomal subunit protein eL6-like
Exons: 1
Coding region: 56-850 (264 amino acids)
Biological process (GO): ribosomal large subunit assembly; cytoplasmic translation
Cellular component (GO): cytosolic large ribosomal subunit; ribosome
Molecular function (GO): structural constituent of ribosome; RNA binding
Source: RefSeq, a predicted model, not a curated record
UCAAAAGGGAGUUCUUUUCUACGAGUGUGUUUCACUUAUUUACACGUGUUUUGAGAUGGCCCCGACCAAGGAAAAGGCCGCCGCGGCCCCAAAGGGUGGAAAAGUAGUGAAAAAACCCGCCGCCAAGAAGUUCCAGCCCCUGACCGAUGGAGUACGUCGUUAUCUCAAGCGUAAGCAGAAGGCCCACAAGAAAUUGUUCUCCCUGAAGAAUGUCAAGAAGGUGCGUGCCGAGAAGCCGAAGGUCGCCAUUACUGUUGUGAAGAAGAUCGGCGGAGCCAAGAACGGUGGAGAGCGUACGGUGCUGCUGAAGAAGAACAAGAGCUACCUGCCGACCCUAUCCAUCGUCCAGAAGCGUUCCGGCAAGAAAUGCUUCCGCAACCAUAAGCGCAACAUCCGUAAGACCCUGAAGAAGGGUAAGAUUCUGAUCUUGCUGGCUGGUCGCCAUAAGGGAAAGCGUGUCGUCCUGCUGAAGGCACUGAAAUCGGGUCUGCUGCUGGUCACUGGACCAUUCGCCCUGAACAGCUGCCCGAUGCGUCGUAUCUCGCAGAACUACGUGAUUGCCACCAAGACCCGGGUCAACUUGAAGGACUACAAGGUACCGAAACACAUCAACGAUACCUACUUCCGCCGUAUGCCCAAAAAGAAGAACUCCCGGGCCGAGCGGGACAUCUUCGCCGAAAAGGUUGAAAAGUACGUUCCAUCUGAGCAGCGCAAGACUGACCAGAAGACCGUCGACGAAUCCGUGCUGAAGGCAAUCAAGAAGCACAAGGAAGCUAAGGUUGUCCAGCGCUACCUGAAGUCGAUGUUCUCGCUCCGGACGAAUCAGUUCCCGCAUCGUAUGCAGUUCUAAGCUCGUUGAUGGUGGCAGAGGGACAGUUCAACACCGGCGACAACAUCCAGCACAGUCGCUUCCCAUACCCCUUCUCUCGAGUCAAGGAACGUCGUUUUUAAGGAUUAAUUAUAAAUUGUAACAACACUGGAUUGUUUACUGGUACGGAUAAAAAUACAUUUGAAGAUCGCUAUCUUUACAGUGAGAAAAAAAAAACGUGGAUUAGUG